AUGCAACUACAAUCUAUAACAGGUAGCAAUCCACUUUUAUCUAGACUUCAAAAAGUAUCAAAUCAAGCGGGUUUCUUUACUGUAGAUGUUAAAACUGGAGAAUACAAUUCCGAGUGUUGUUCAGGAGCAUCUACUCCUGUCAUGCUUAAAUCCGCAUCUUGCUCAGCUAGCUCACUCCUUGAGCAUCUUGACAGGGCAUUUGGCCAGUCUUCGCUAUCAAAAGACAUAUCUGAAUCGGAAUACACUGAAAACUCAUCGGAAAAUUCACCCUUGCAACUAAUAGGCACAGACUUUAGUGAGACAGGUGCUGCUUGCAAUCCAUCAAAUACCCAGCAAUAUCAGAAAAAGAAUGUUCAAAGCCACGAUGCUUUUUAUUCGAUUCCAAACGAAGUGCUGAUGCUUAUACUAGGACAUGUUGCAGAUCGUCGAAUUAAAGGCUGGAGUUGCUCCUAUUUAAAAGCCUGCACUUUGGUCAAUAAGAAAUGGAAUAUGUGUGCAUCUGCGUUUUUGUGGAAGCAUGUUGUUUUUUAUCAACAGCAAUAUUAUGAUGUGUUUCAGUCUAUGCUUAUGGUAAAAAAGUCGAUGCUACACCAAUAUGUGCGAUUUGUGCGUAGCAUUAGACUGGAAGAUAUUACAAUACAGACAAACGACUGGCAAAGACUCGUGGAUGCAUGUUUCAAUCUGGAAAGCUUAUUUAUUAAACGUGUCGUAUCUAUUAUUCCCGCUACCAAUCUGAAUGCUCCUCAUGCUACAUCCAAUUCUACUACAUGCUCUGCUUACACAGACUUGAAAAACACAAACGUACAAGUUCUUUCCAGUGCAUCCAUCCCAACCAAAUCAUGUUUUUCACUUUCCAGAUUCCAAGAACUUGUUGUAUCUGAUUCUCCUCAAUUAAGAUUGAGUUUGCUGAUAAAUCUGCUGCAAGUAUCCCCUAAAACAAAAAGAAUAUCCGUAUCAGGCUGCAGUUUCAAUGAGGAGGACAUGUGCACCAUGGUAAAACUUUGUCCUAAUCUGGUUGAUAUCUCAUUAGGGUCGCAUAUGAGCAAUGGUCAGAUUUUCAGUCGAUCAUCGGGCGGAGAUGCGUUUGCUGGUGCUUUAGUAACAACAUGUCCAAAUUUAAAAGCUGUAGAUCUUACAGGAAUAGUAUCCAUGACUGAUCAGGGAUUUACCUAUUUUUUAAGUGCUAGAGGAAAGACUCUUCAAAAGCUACAAAUCAGACUGGCAAUGCAGAUCUCAGUAGACGCUCUGUCACAGAUAGGCCGUUGUUGUGCAUUUGGAUAUCUUAAAAAACUAACGCUAGCAAACAUCCCUCACAUGACUGACGAGUUGCUCAUGAGCAUUUUGGAGAGUCUUUUACGGGAAACACUCGAGUUUCUUCAGCUCGAGGCACUAAAUAUAAGCGACAGCACAGUUGCUUGGAUUGGACAGACGUGCACUGAGUUGAAGCAGUUACGCCUCUGUGGUCUUAACCAGCCCUUGGAUUUAACCGUUAUUCUAUCUGGUAGAUCACUAACAUUUCCAAAACUAAGGCAUUUAAUUAUACAGGAUACUCCUAAUAUUUUUGAAGAAACAUCACUAAUGUGUCAGCAUCAGGCAUACACCAAAACAACCAAUGAUCUGGUGUCUAUAGAAAUUGAUGAAUUGAAAGAACGGCUUAUUUCUGAUAUUUCCGAAAUGGAUCCGAGUCCAAUCUUGGCUAGUCCAGAACUUCGAACCCCACUAGCGGGUAUUUUAAACGAUAAACCGACUGCUGAUACCACACAACAUCGGAGAUCUUCAGUGCCUUUUAAAACAGUCAGAUGCCAGAUUGGUGCACCAUACUUGAAUCGUCUCGAGAUUAUUGGCUGUACUGAAAUUUCGGAAAAAACUCUAGUUACAUUGAUAUGCCAUUGGAGUCAACUUCAAAGGUUUAUCUAUGUUGGAAAUAGAGUUUCACCAGAAUUUCGGUUUAGGCUGAGCCAUAUACUACCAAAAUGUAGAUCAGAUAUAUAUGUACUGAGCCCAAUCACACCGGGUUUUGAAUAAAAUCACUUGGUUUUUACGAUCAGUAAUUUAAAACUCGUCACUCAGUUGAAGAUUCAGCAGCAUAAUGAUUUGCUCUUGGCAGAAUAAACCUUUGAUUUUAAUU
This is a messenger RNA of Batrachochytrium dendrobatidis JAM81, 2128 nucleotides long. RefSeq lists its product as uncharacterized. Lineage: Eukaryota; Fungi; Chytridiomycota; Chytridiomycetes; Rhizophydiales. Gene Ontology annotation, biological process: SCF-dependent proteasomal ubiquitin-dependent protein catabolic process. The coding region runs from base 1 to 2025 and encodes 674 amino acids. Gene Ontology annotation, cellular component: SCF ubiquitin ligase complex. The record is from RefSeq and is a predicted model, not a curated record. The transcript has a single exon. Gene Ontology annotation, molecular function: protein binding.